AUGGCGCCGCCGAAGGCAUCCCACGCCGAAGAGCAGGACGAUGUUCCCACCUCGCACCUUCAGCGACCAGAUCCAGAAUCGAUUUUGGCUGAUGAUGCCGAUCCUGACACCUUGCUCGGCAAAGAGAGCGACUCUGAAGCUGGCGGCAGUCGCAGAACGUCGACAGCAGAGCCGGACUUUGCGGAUGCUCUGGACACCAGCUCUGCCGAAGCGCCCGCGACGCCCGAGGUGAAUGGGGGGAGCAAAGCUGUCAAUGGCAGUGGCCUGGGCGCUCCCGCGGAUAUCCGAACGCCAGUCACUGCCACGCCGACCCAAUCCGAAUUCAAGGCAUUGGCACUUGGAAACAAAGCCGCCGGCGAAAGCUCGAAGGAGAGCAAGACCUCUGCUGGGUCUGCGGAGCUGGAGACGCAAGUAUCGGAUCUGACGAGCCAGGUGAUGAGCUUGAACAGCAAGCUAGUCGCUUCCUACGAGCAGCGAUCCGAUCUUGAAGACGACUUGUCCGACGCGCAUAAUCGUAUCAUGGCACACACUACGCGGAUCGCAGAGCUGGAAAAGGAGAGGCAGGAGCAUUUAGCAGCGCUGAAUACUGGGCUCUUGGUGGAAAAGGCGCACGUAAGCACAGAGAUGCAAAAGAUGAUGGAGCGACUACUGGAAGAGACAGCACAGAGAGGCAAAGCAGUGGAUGCAAAGGAGAAGAUGCAGGGCGAGCUAGACGAUCUUAGCGCAACGCUGUUCGAAGAGGCGAAUCGAAUGGUCGCCGCUGAGCGUCUACUCCGAGCUCGUGCAGAGGAGAAGAGCAGGAAUAUGGAAGAGCGCUUAAAGGAUACGGAAGGGAUCAUGCUCGAACAGCAAAAGAUUCUAGGCGAUCUGCAGAGGCAGGUGGAGAGCGCGCGAAGCGAAGGCGCGGAUGGUCAGAGAGGCUCGCUGCCAAGCGAAUCUCGCUCUGCGGAUGCAAACGGGUGGAGCGCGCUUGCAAGUGAAGGGCGCUUGUUAAGAGCCGGCGAUCUGGUGCGCACUCCUUCCCAGCGGUCUGUCGAAGACGGUGCUGUGCGAAGAGGAUCUGUGGCGCCCCUUCUGCACCAGCACUGGCUCCAGAUCGACAUUGUGCCAUUCAGGGAGCUUUGCGCGUUCCUACAGCAGCUUCGCAAGCUUCGGAUUCAGCUCGCACCUUUCUACACGUAUCCACUGCCAGGAGAGGGUCCAAAGACUGUAUCUGCAACCAGCGGGCAAGGGUCAGGCAGCGAAGCAAGGCCUGUAUCGCCUGGCCCCCUCGGAAUGCCCCUCGGGAUGCCGGUAAUGCCCGUGAGCUUUUCGGGGCUGGGAAGCUCUGGCUUCGCAGGAGGCUACUCUGGCCCCACUACGAACUCUCCAUUUGUCGCUGCUGGAGUCGGCAGGCAUAAGGAUUAUCCAUCUCUGCCUGCCAAUGCCGAGAGUCUCGUUCACAUUCCCAACCAGCUGUCCCUGCCAUUCAUAAAACGCUCCCAGGAAGAAGAUAGCGAUCCUUGCCUGCGAUUCGACUUCGCGCCUGGCCUGAAUUGGCUCUCGAGAAGGCAGGCAAAUGCGGCAGUGCUGGAGGGGACAUUGGUCGUGGAGCCUGUCUUCCCUGGCGGCGUUUGUCCGGAUGAAGAGGCGAUGCGCAGAGCCAACGCGCACCUUCCACCCGCGGCCUGCACCAUGUGCGGCGCCGGCGUGGUGAACGUGCCUCUUCCGGGCGGUGGCCAUACGGAGACAACAACCGCUGCUGGUACCGCAGCUAAUUGGAUCAGUGCUGCUGGCACUGCCGCGCAGUCAUUUGGCGCAAGGAGCAGUGCGGAAAGCCCGAGUGCUACCAGCACGCCUACUGCUCCCCGAGCCAAAUCUGGCAUCUUCAGCACGCUCCGCUCCAUGGGAAGUAGCCCUCGGCCCAGCGUCUCUGCUAACAAUAGCACCUCUGGACACGCUCACACGUCGAGCGACACAAGCAGCAACCUUCACGGAGACGCUGAGCAGACACCAGACUCGCCCAAUCCUGCUGUGGUAAGUGGCCCAUGUUGGCUGAGAGGUCCUUUACUUCGGACGCUGACUCGUGCUGAUCUCUUCGCUAUUCAAGCAGAUGGCUGGUCCCGCUGUACCUUUGCCAGUGCCGACGCACAUCUUUCGUGUGAACGAAACGUCUACGACAAGGUACCUGAUAUGCCCUAAUCAUUGUCUCGCCCGGCUUCGAGCGGCAUGCGCUUUCUGGGGCUACCUGAGAUCUCUUGAGCGUGCGGUCGUGCUUGAAGGCAAGCUGGCAUGGGACGACGCCCCUUCAGCGAUGGGGCCCGCCGCAGCGAUCGCGCGAGCCGGCUCUCCUGCACCACCUAUCCGCCCGGACUCAGUCAAACCAUCACCACUAUCGACAGAAGUUGCGUCCGCCUCUGAACCACACGCCGCUCCUACAAUGGGCAAGGCUGCGGUCAUUGAGAAAUUAGAACAAGCAGCGGAUGCCGAAAAAGGUGCAGCAGAGGCCCAGACCGAAGCUGAUGCUUUGUUGGCACCUUCUCCGGAGGCAGCCGAGGGCUCGAUACAGGAUGCAAAAGCGCAAAGCGACUCCACGGACGCACACGAUGAUGAUGGAGAGGACAUGGAUGCGGAAGCAGAGUCUUCAUUUGCGGAUGCUCAAAGUGAAGCUUCGAGCCCGCAGGUGGAGAGGACUGAGCUCGCCAAAGACGAGCUCGAAGCGAUCGACGCUCCGCAAGCAGCCUCUACGAAGCUAAUUGCUCCGCAGCAGGACGAGGCUCCCCCUACGCCCAAAGCGACCUCGACUUCAUCUGCUACCCUUGACGAGGCCGCUGAUAAAAUGCUUACGACGAGCACCUCUUCGUCAGCUGCAGCUUCUCCACGAAUUGCUCCCCCUCCCUUGCCCAGACGAGCGACGAACCGGCGUCCGGUGCCAGUACCGCCGGCCACGUCUCGCAGGCCUUCGACGGAAUCCCAAGUGGCCACGAAGGGCGACGUUUUUCUCGCUGCUCCACCUGCGCUGCCCAGACGCAAAUCCUCGGUGGCGACCCCGCCCUCGCCGGCUCAACCUAUCAGAUCCGUCCUGCCAGCAAGCGGCGGGGAUGGAUUGGCGUGGGAGGAAAGAGUGUGGCAAGAAGUGCAAAGACUGAAGGCAGAGAUGGCAAGAGCCAGGUGGGGCUUGGCUGGAUGA
Ceraceosorus bombacis is the source of this 3169-nucleotide messenger RNA. NCBI's taxonomy places the organism in Eukaryota, Fungi, Basidiomycota, Exobasidiomycetes, Ceraceosorales, Ceraceosoraceae. The record is from the annotation of a GenBank genome assembly.